Gadus morhua (Atlantic cod) is the source of this 3649-nucleotide messenger RNA. Its product is annotated as titin. The coding region runs from base 314 to 2908 and encodes 864 amino acids. Gene Ontology annotation, molecular function: axon guidance receptor activity. The transcript has 9 exons. Lineage: Eukaryota; Metazoa; Chordata; Actinopteri; Gadiformes; Gadidae. Gene Ontology annotation, biological process: synapse organization; homophilic cell-cell adhesion. The record is from RefSeq and is a predicted model, not a curated record. Gene Ontology annotation, cellular component: plasma membrane; neuronal cell body; axon.
UGAAAUUCCUCAAGCAUGGAACAUAGAUGUCUCAUUGUGUUGGAAAGCAUGAUUCUUUAAAACACAAAUAUUUAUCCCAACCACUGAUGAAAUGGUCUACAACUUGUGGCAUGAUAGGAGCUACAUUCCCAUUUCAGUAAAUGCCCUCCAUCACUAAUGAUGUCGACUGAUUCUGUCUGAUGUUAUUCAUGCAUGGAUUGAACACAAGCAUGACAAUCUUUCUUCCCAGUGUGCAAACAACACUGCUUGACAAAGAACAUCACCCUUGUUAACAGCGUUAUUUUACUUUCUAGAGCCUCCAUCUUUCAUUAAAAUGCCGGAAAUACUGGAAGUCGUCAAAGGAAAAGAUGGUAGCUUGCACUGUGAGCUGUACGGAACUCCUCCUUUCCAAGUGAACUGGUACAAAGAAAAGAGAGCCUUGAAGGAGAACCAUAAAUACCGCAUGGUCAGUGAAGGAGCUUCGGCUGCUCUUCACAUCAUGAAGCUAGACAUGACAGACGCUGGUUUAUAUGAAUGCAGAGUAACAAACAAUGUAGGAAGUAACACCUGCCAUGCCACCGUUAACUUGAGAGAACCACCAUCUUUCGUCCAGAAACUGGCGGAGCAGUCGAUAAGAGCUGGUCAGCAACUCACGCUGACAGCUAAAGUUAAAGGCUCUGAACCUAUUACUGUGUCCUGGGUUCAGGACAAGGAUCACAUCCUCAGGGAGGGUGAAAACAGGAUUAUCAGUUAUCUUAAUGGUGAGGCCACCCUCACAGUUCCAACAACAGACCACACCACAUCUGGUAAAUACACCUGCCAGCUCAGGAACGACUCUGGCCAGGCCGAGUGCGUCUCGCUGGUCACUGUUCUAGAACCUGCUGCUAUUGUGGAUUACCCUGAGACUUUAAAUGUGAAGUCAGGAGACAGUGCAGCUCUUGAGGUAUCGGUAUCAGGCUCAGCAGAGCUCAAGCCCAGGUGGUUCAAGGACAACCAAGAGCUGUCUACCAGCACAAAGUUGAAGUUGUCUUUUUCAAAUAAAGUGAUGAUUCUGAUGAUUCAACCUGCUGACAAGGCAGAUACAGGAGUGUACAAGCUAGAGAUCCAAAAUAACAUUGGGAAAGCAUCCUGCAAUAUUAAACUCUCUGUCUCAGAUAAGAUGAUUCCAGCAACAUUCAUACGGAAGCUGAGAGACAUUAAUCUAGUUGCUGGUCGACCAGGAGAGAUGGAGUGUAAGGUGGCUGGUUCAGCUCCUUUCACCACCACCUGGUUCCACAAUGGCCAGGAGAUCAAGGGUUGCCCAAGCUUUGAGUUAAGCCUCAUUGAUAACACAUGUAAAAUCAAAGUUCCAACUGUCCAGUUGUCUGACUGUGGGAAAUACACCUGCAAAGCUACUAAUGCUGCAGGAAGCAGUGAAACUAGCGCUUUGAUGACUGUCAAAGAAUCUCCCUCUUUUCUGGAAACACCUGACAUGAAAGAAAGUCUCCCUGGAAAAAAUGUCACGUUCUCGGCCAGAGUGAAGGGCAGUGGGCCUCUCAAGGUGAGAUGGUUCAGGGGAGCUAAAGAAAUGCUCCAUGGAAGGGGCUGUGAUGUUUCCCUGAAGGAGGGUGUAGCUACUCUUGUGCUGAACGCUGUGGAGAAGAGCCAUGCAGGGGAAUAUACCUGUCAGGCCAUCAAUGAUGCUGGGAAGGAAAGCUGCUCAUUCAUCAUGUUUGUAAAAGAACCGGUUCACUUUGUGAAGAAGCUAAGGAACAUUUCCUGUGAAAAAGGAGUGCCUCUGAGGCUUGAAGUCACAUUUGCUGGCACCCCCCGGGUGGAGGUGACCUGGUGGAAAGACGGUGACUUCAUUUGGGCUUCUUACCAGUACAACGUCAUAAAAACAGACACCUCUUGUGUCCUGGAGGUCCUCAACAGUGACAAGAUGGAGGCAGCUGGAACAUACUCUUGUAAUGUUGACAACGGAGUUGGAAGUGACAAGUGUGAAGCUCAAAUCUCUAUUUUAGAACGACCUUACUUUGUUGAAGAAUUGAAGCCAUCAGAAGUAUCUGCCGGUGAUGCCCUUACCCUGAGCUGCCGUAUCGCAGGAACACCUGACAUCUCAGUAGCUUGGUUUAAAGCAAACGGAAAAAUAUGCAAGUCCUAUACUUGCUCAAUGGACUUUUCAAAAGGUGUUGCCACUCUGAAAUUGAGUAAGACAACCACAUUUGAUGAUGGAGAAUAUAUCUGUAAGGCUGAAAACCGGGUGGCAUCUGAAUCCUGCAGGUGCAUAGUAACUGUUAAAGAGCCCGUUCGCUUCAUCAAGAAGUUGGAGGACACUAGUUUUAGAGUCGGUCAACCUCUGAAACUAGUGUGCAAGUACACUGGAAGCCAGAGGGUCCAAGUCACCUGGAAGAAAGACGACAAGUUGAUCUGGGCAUCAUACCAGUAUAAUGUCCUAACUACUGACUCCACCUGCUCUCUGGAGGUCCUCUACAGCGACCGCCCAGCAGCGGCUGGGAAAUACUCCUGUGAAAUUACUAAUGGAGCUGGAAGUGAUUUCUGUCAGGCCCAUGUCCGUCUAGAGCCUGUUCGCUUCAUCAAGAUGUUGGAGGACACUAGUUUUAGAGUCGGUCAACCUCUAAAGCUAGUUUGCAACUACAUUGGAAGCCAGAUGGUGCAAGUCACCUGGAAGAAAGACGACAAGAUGAUCUGGGCUUCAUACCAGUAUAAUGUCCUAACUACUGACUCCACCUGCUCUCUGGAGGUCCUCUACAGCGACCGGCCAGCAGCUGCAGGGAAAUACUCCUGUGAAAUUACUAAUGCAACUGGAAGUGAUGUCUGUCAAGCUCAUGUCCGUAUAAGUGAAGCCAAAAGCACUGGCAUCGCAAAAGCUUUCCAUUCUCCUGCUAACCUUCUCGGUAACUAUCUCCUUUCCUCAGAUGGUGCUUGAUAACCCCCAUAAGCCUGCUUACAUAGAAUAACUAAAAUAGUCAUGUCCUUCCACUACUUUGAGGAUGUUGUGAAGAUACACUUCACUGAACAUCUAAGAUGGACCUCAAAGAAAUCCUGACAAGUUGUGUCAUGCCUUUCAUCCAAACUAAAACACUGUUUUAGGUCAUUGAAAAUUUAGCUUUUGGAAAAGUAAUUUCAGGGUUGAGAUGUUAUAAAAAAAAUGAAUACAUUAUUGCUGACCGGUGGAACUCAGCUUUUCAAAAAUGUUUACCACCUGCCCUCGAAUUCGUCCAUGGCAAUUCAGAGCAAUCUAGUGUUAAUUAAUCAUUAUUGCCCUUUGUAGAGGCAUAUAAAUAUACUGAACCCAAUACUUCUUAGUCCACAUCUCCCUCAGACUUUCAAUGUACACCAUGACCGAACUUCAGAAAAUGGCGCAGCUGAAAACUUGCUCAAAACGCACCAAAUAGUUAGACUUCCUUCCUUACUGACCGGGCAAACUUAACGGAGUACUUCCAAUACUUUUGGCGAACCCCUUGGAUAGAGAUAUAUUGUAAAACAGAUGGUGUGGACAUGACAAUUUUUAAAACCGAAACUGACAAACUGGUUUUGAAAAAAUACAAGUACCACGUGGACUAGCCUUGGAAGGCAAUAUUGGGCUUGUCCCUCUAUCACCUGGUGAGACAGUAUAGCAGUCUCCGAUAAGACGAAGCCAUUACAUACUGUCGUAGUCUCAGGGUUA